AGAAUGGGGAAGAAGAGGAGGAGGAAGAAGAAGAAGAAUCACGAAGCGGAAGAGGAAACAAGAAGAAGAAGAAGAAGAAGAUGAAGGGCGUCUUUCACUAAUAAAUAACAGUUAGAAAAGUGGGACUGUACGCAACAUCGACCAUGACGCUUGCCAUGGGACUAACAACGUAAGAACUAUCGAAGGGGCCAGGGACCUUGUUGGCGAAAUGGCAGCUCGUCCGGCAGUCUGUUUGUUUGUGCUGUCUCGCUUUUUUUUAUCCCUCGCGUCUGUGCCGAUUCCGCCCUCCGCACCGAUAGGUAACCACGGCUAUGGUACAGCAUCAGCGGAAUUGCUCAGCACACGGCGGGCCACCUCAGUUAUCUUCAGGAUCCAUGGAUCGAGAAUCAGGACUCAUAUACGAUACUUUCGGGCACGGUGUAGAGUAGGUUAUAGAGCACUAUCUAGUGGCGUUGUGGAGGCGGGGGAAGCUUUUCGCCAGGUUCGCGUGAGGACCAGUGGGCCACUGGUCUUCUGUACUCUAUGCUAGCUAACGGACAUAAAUAGAGUAGAGUGGACUCCUCACAGGCUCACCUAGCUAUCUACCUAGUUCCAUUGCGGAGAAGAACGACAUCUAG
Messenger RNA from Tricharina praecox, 617 nucleotides. RefSeq lists its product as uncharacterized. The record is from RefSeq and is a predicted model, not a curated record. The transcript has a single exon. The coding region runs from base 209 to 529 and encodes 106 amino acids. Lineage: Eukaryota; Fungi; Ascomycota; Pezizomycetes; Pezizales; Pyronemataceae.